UCUAAAACUAACUCUGAAUCUCAGGAAGCCAUCAAUCGUCUCCGCAAGUAUACACCCCCGCCAACGGCGUAUGGCGAAGUCCCGCUGUCCAGACGCGCGGCGGUGUUGAUUCUGCUCUAUGCCGAUCUCCAGGGUGACCUUAGAGUCGUGGUUACGAUUCGGGCUAAGACAUUGAAUUCGUAUGCAGGAGAAGCUGCUUUACCUGGAGUUCCAACGCUUGAACUAACCUCCACCCACUUCUCACCCCCCACAGGCAAAGCAGACACCCUCUCAGAAACCGCCUUCCAAACGGCCCGCCGCGAAGCUUGCGAAGAGAUCGGCCUCCCCAACGUCACCCAGCCACUGCCGCCACCCUUCUCGGUCGAGCACCUCUGCGAGUUGCCGGCGAACCUGGCCAAAACGGAGCUGGUAGUGCGGCCGUGCGUUGCGCUGCUGCACUCGUUUGACCCGGUAACGGGGGCCAAUGCGGAUCCCGAGACGGAGCUGAUUCCUCGACUGGAUGCGCGUGAGGUUGCGGCUGUGUUUACGGCGCGAUUUGAGGAUUUUUUGCGGUUGAGGAAUUCGGAGGGGAGGGGGAGGGGGAUUGGUAUAGAGGUUCGUGGAGUUUGUGGCAUAAUAGUAAUUGGCGGAGUAAGUCACUUUUCCUUUCUUUUGUCAUUCUGUUUUGGUUUAUCACUGACCAAAGUGGAUCUCCCACCUUGGGAAAUAGUGCACCAAUUCUUUGUCCGCAGCGCCAACCACGCCAUCAAGCCUCGCAGCCCGGGUAACAAGGCCCAAAACGCGGCCGUCGACGCCCUCACGCAACAAGAAGAAUCGGGGCUCAUCCAGCACUACCGCGUCUUUGGAAUGACGGCGCGGAUAAUCGUGGACGCGGCACGGGUCGCGUUCGCGCGGGAGCCGGAAUUCGAGCAUAACAGCCAUUUUGGGGAUGAAGCGAUGAUCGCCAAGUUACGGCGGUUGGGCCGGUUGAGUGAGGUUCGGCGGCCAGGGGAGGAAUUGACGAGGGAGAUGAUGGAGAGGGCAGCUAAAUUGAGUUAG
Penicillium daleae is the source of this 1038-nucleotide messenger RNA. Its product is annotated as NUDIX hydrolase. The annotation marks the transcript as partial. The record is from RefSeq and is a predicted model, not a curated record. Gene Ontology annotation, biological process: coenzyme A catabolic process. The transcript has 4 exons. Gene Ontology annotation, molecular function: acetyl-CoA hydrolase activity; coenzyme A diphosphatase activity. NCBI's taxonomy places the organism in Eukaryota, Fungi, Ascomycota, Eurotiomycetes, Eurotiales, Aspergillaceae.